Molecule: messenger RNA, 606 nt
Organism: Eucalyptus grandis
Lineage: Eukaryota; Viridiplantae; Streptophyta; Magnoliopsida; Myrtales; Myrtaceae
Product: TMV resistance protein N-like
Exons: 2
Coding region: 1-606 (201 amino acids)
Biological process (GO): signal transduction
Source: RefSeq, a predicted model, not a curated record
AUGCCACACAUUUUCUCAGAGGACAACGCCUAUUCAAGGUUGUGUUGGGAAGAGGUGGUGAAAAUCAUGGAGUGUAAGAAGCAAAGAGACCUCAAGAUCUUUCCGGUAGUGAAAAUCAUGGAGUGUAAGAAGCAAAGAGACCUCAAGAUCUUUCCGGUAUUGUAUAGAGUGGAAUUAGGUAGAGUGAGUGGAUUGAAAGGGAGUUACUUAACUGGUAUCGAAUAUUUUCGAAAGAAGCUCAACAAAGAUGUGAGGAAAUUGAUGAGAUGGAAGGAUGCUCUCCAAGAGGCGGGUAGCUUGUCCGGGUGGUACUUGGAUAAUGAAACGUCGGAGGCCAAGAUAAUUGAAGACAUCGUCAAAAAGAUCUCUGAACUGAAAAUGUACGAUGUGUUUCUGAGCUUCAGAGGUAAGGAUGUCCGUGAUUACUUUGUUAAGGGUCUGAACGAGGCCUUGGUGCAAAAGGGCAUAAAGACUUUCAUGGACAGCAAGAACUUACGGAUGGGCCAGGACUUCCCAUCAAAACUGAAGGAAGCCAUUGAACAAUCUCGCAUGUACGUUAUCGUUUUCUCAGAAAACUACUCUAAAUCUUGGUGGUGUCUGAAGUGA